AUUUAGUAAUAGUAGUACUUGCUACUAUUCCAAAACCCACACAGCUCUGUCCUAUUCAGGGCCCUUUUUUCUUCUUCUCAUUCAAGAUUUGUUCAGAUCAUUCACGUGGAGCAAAAAAGGCGGUUCCUUCUCAUAUUUCUCUUUUUACUUUAUUAUUUAUUAGGUUCAUUAUUCAUCUUCAAUUUCAGAUCUUUUCUUUACUUUUCAAGAAAUGGGAUCCCAUCUGUGUGUUUAUUAUUAAUAGGUAUAUCAUUUCAAGAUUCAUCCAUCUUGGUCCCUAUUCUCUUCAAUUCCAGUUUCCUCUUUUGUUUUGUCAUUUCAAAGAUUCAUCCAUCUUCAAUCUUGAACAUUGAUUUCUGUUUCCAGCUCAACUUUAAAGCUAUGGCUUUUAUGCAUUGAGGGGGGUAGGAUUAAGAGAAACAAAAAAGGCUGUUUAUAAUGUCUGCAAUCAGAUUAGAUGCAUCAAAGCAAUAUUAUGCAACUAGCAGUCUUGUGGUUGGAUAUGCCUUGUGUUCCAGCUUGCUUGCUGUGAUUAACAAGUUUGCUAUAACUAAUUUCAACUAUCCAGGUCUUCUCACUUCGUUGCAGUACCUAACUUCAACUUUAGGGGUUUGGUUAUUAGGGAAAUUGGGGUUGUUGCAUCACGACCCGUUAACGUUGGAGAAUGCCAAGAAAUUCUUGCCUGCUGCCCUUGUUUUUUACCUUGCAAUAUUCACCAACACCAAUCUUUUAAGGCAUGCCAAUGUGGAUACUUUCAUAGUGUUUAGAUCCUGUACGCCUUUGCUUGUUGCCGUUGCUGAUACCGCUUUUAGAAAGCAACCGUGCCCUUCAAAGUUGACGUUUUUAUCGUUGGUGAUCAUUUUGGGAGGUGCUGUUGGGUAUGUUGCUACAGAUUCAGGUUUUACUCUCACUGCGUAUUCGUGGGCUUUGGCGUACUUGGUAACCAUUACAACUGAGAUGGUUUACAUCAAGCAUAUGGUGACCAAUCUCGGGCUCAAUACUUGGGGCUUUGUGUUUUACAACAAUUUGUUGUCAUUGAUGAUGGCUCCUUUAUUUUGGAUUAUUACUGGGGAGUAUGUUGAUGUGUUCAUUGCUAUGGGAUCGAAUACCUUGUUUAACCCUGUUGCGUUCAUGGCAGUCUCGUUAUCGUGCGUGUUUGGACUGCUCAUCAGUUUCUUUGGAUUUGCAGCAAGGAAAGCAAUCUCUGCUACUGCUUUUACAGUAACCGGGGUUGUGAAUAAGUUCUUGACAGUUGCCAUUAAUGUUCUCAUUUGGGAUAAGCAUGCUAGUCCAUUUGGUCUAAUGUGCUUGUUGUUCACCAUUGCUGGAGGUGUUCUUUAUCAGCAAUCUGUAACUGCUGUUGUUACUACUGCUCCAUCUGCUGUGUCUAAUAAGAAUGACUAUGGAGAUAGUGAUGAAGAGAAGGGAAUAUCUGCUAAGAUCUCUGGUGUAUAAGCAUUUUGGCUGAUGAGGCAGGUUAUUAUUAAUCCUCCCGUUGCAUUAGUUAGUUCUAAAUAUUCUUCUUUACAAACUUUUGCUAGAUUGAGAUUGCUACCCUUAAUGAAUAGUAAUCAGUUGUGUGUU
Messenger RNA from Lycium ferocissimum, 1584 nucleotides. Its product is annotated as GDP-fucose transporter 1. Gene Ontology annotation, cellular component: Golgi apparatus. Gene Ontology annotation, molecular function: GDP-fucose transmembrane transporter activity; antiporter activity. The transcript has a single exon. NCBI's taxonomy places the organism in Eukaryota, Viridiplantae, Streptophyta, Magnoliopsida, Solanales, Solanaceae. The record is from RefSeq and is a predicted model, not a curated record. Bases 439 to 1455 code for a protein of 338 amino acids.